CCACACUCCCUCAGUCCUUCCAGCCCCCCUCUUUCCCCCUCCCUUCUUACUUCGCUCCCUCCCACCCCUCACGCGCAUAUUAACUCGCGGCACGGCCGAGCUCAGGUUGGAGUAACGGUGUUCCUUGGGAAAUGAUGCCGGCGGUCGAAGUUGCCGAAAUCGGGCUGUUCUGCGCGCUACUGGCCGCCCUGGUGCCGGGGAGCUAUCCCGAACUGGUUACUCUCGUGCAGGAUACUGUCCCACCAGAAACUCCCCUGCUGAAGCCGAAGGUAAUGAUCGCGAUCCUGGCUCGCAACGCGGCGCACAGCCUUCCACAUUACCUGGGCUGUAUCGAGCGGCUGGACUAUCCCAAGGAUCGGAUCGCUAUCUGGGCUGCGACGGACCACAGCCUGGACAACAGCACGUCCAUGCUGCGUGAGUGGCUGAAGAGGGUGCAGGGCCUGUAUCACUACGUGGAGUGGAGGCCCCUGGAGUUGCCGCACUCCUACACGGACGAGUGGGGACCGAAGCACUGGUCCAGCUCGCGCUUCAGCCACGUGAUGAAGCUGCGGCAGGCCGCGCUGCGGGCCGCCCGGGAGCGCUGGGCCGAUUACGUACUGUUUGCAGACAGUGAUAACCUCCUGACCAACCCGCGGGUUCUGACGCUGAUGAUGGCGGAGAACAGGAGCCUGGUGGCUCCUAUGCUGGAGUCCCGGUCGCUCUACUCCAACUUCUGGUGCGGCAUCACCCCGCAGGGGUAUUACAAGCGCACGCCGGACUACCAGCCCAUCCGGGAGUGGAAGCGGCUGGGCUGUUUCGCGGUUCCCAUGGUGCACUCCACCUUCCUGCUGGACCUGCGCCGGACGGCCACCCAGGACCUGGCCUUCCACCCGCCCCACCCCGACUACAGCUGGGCCUUCGAUGACAUCAUGGCCUUCGCCUUCUCCGCGCGGCAGGCGGAUGUGCAGAUGUACAUCUGUAACAGAGAGCAUUAUGGGUUCCUGCCGGUGCCGCUGAAGCCGCAGCAGAACCUGGAGGAUGAGGAGGAGAGCUUCUCCCACACCAUCGCCGAGGCCCUGAUUGACCACAGCAUAGAGCCCUCGCAGUACCUGUACACCCCGCCCAAACCCCAGGACAAAAUGGGCUUUGAUGAGAUCUUCCUGAUUAAUCUGAAGCGGCGUCUGGACCGCAGGAGCAGGAUGCUGAGCACGCUGGGCAUGCUGGGUAUCCAGGCCACGCUGACGGAUGCGGUGGACGGCAAAGCUCUGAACACGUCUCAGCUGCAGGCGCUGGGUAUAGAGAUGUUGCCGGGAUACAAAGACCCGUACUCCGGCCGAGUUCUGACCCGCGGGGAGAUCGGCUGCUUCCUCAGCCACCACUACACCUGGACACAGGUUGUGGAGCGGGGGCUGGAGAAGGUUCUGGUUCUGGAGGACGAUGUGCGCUUCGAGCCCAGGUUCAAGAAGCGGCUGAUGACCAUCGUGGAGAACGCCCAGCUGGCCAACCUGGACUGGGAUCUCAUUUACGUGGGGCGGAAGCGCAUGCAGGUGCACCAGCCGGAGCGCUCGGUGGAGGGCGUGAACAACCUGGUGGAGGCGGACUACUCCUAUUGGACGCUGGGCUACGCGCUGUCGCUGCAGGGGGCCAGGAAGCUGCUGCAGGCCCGCCCCUUCGGCAGGAUGCUGCCCGUCGACGAGUUCCUGCCGGUCAUGUUCAACAAGCACCCCAAGUGA
Molecule: messenger RNA, 1712 nt
Organism: Anguilla rostrata (American eel)
Lineage: Eukaryota; Metazoa; Chordata; Actinopteri; Anguilliformes; Anguillidae
Gene: colgalt2b
Product: collagen beta(1-O)galactosyltransferase 2b
Exons: 11
Coding region: 132-1712 (526 amino acids)
Molecular function (GO): procollagen galactosyltransferase activity
Source: RefSeq, a predicted model, not a curated record